Molecule: messenger RNA, 484 nt
Organism: Aspergillus wentii DTO 134E9
Lineage: Eukaryota; Fungi; Ascomycota; Eurotiomycetes; Eurotiales; Aspergillaceae
Product: transcription initiation factor IIA subunit gamma
Exons: 2
Coding region: 28-252 (74 amino acids)
Biological process (GO): transcription initiation at RNA polymerase II promoter; RNA polymerase II preinitiation complex assembly
Cellular component (GO): transcription factor TFIIA complex
Molecular function (GO): RNA polymerase II general transcription initiation factor activity; TBP-class protein binding
Source: RefSeq, a predicted model, not a curated record
GAGGGUCGGAUUGAGCCUCAGCUCGCCAUGAAGAUUCUCGGUACCUUUGAUCGUGUUAUUACAGAAGUUCUCGCCGACAAGGUCCGCGCAAGACUUACUUUCAAGGGCCACCUGGAUACCUACCGAUUCUGUGACGAAGUCUGGACAUUCCUCAUCAAGGAUGUCACAUUCAAACUGGACAACCAAACGACAGUCUCCGCGGACAAGGUCAAGAUCGUGAGCUGCAACAGCAAGAGACCUGGGGAGGCAUAAUCCUCUCUCGUUCAAAGACUCAUGGCGUUUUCUUCCCCUCGGAUCUGUUUUCUGCACAAGCGUUCCUUUUCGUCCAAACAAUGUUAUUAUAUGGUUGCUCGGGGGACACGGUUGAUCUAUUCGGGUUUCUGUCGUCGGCGUUUUUAGGAGACCGGCCCCUUGGGUUUUUAUUGCAAAUUCUCGAUAUCUAUCUAGCUUGUUAAAAUCAGAUACCCAAAAUAAAUUGUGACAC